AUGCAUGAAGUCCCAGAGCCCCAGGGCAGUGGCACAGACAGUUCAGCAACCAGUUUGGGAAGCACUGUCACAGCAUGUAAGAAGAUUCUCUGCAGUAACAGUGUGCUAGAAUCAACAGACUACUGGCUACAGAACCAGAGGACACCAUGCCAAAUUGGCUUUCUGGAAGACAAGUCAGAAAGCAACUGUGCCUCAGUGUGUUUUGUGAAUUUAGACGCAAACAGAGAUGACUGCAGCGAUGAGCAAGUGAAACAGAGGUUGAUCAGCGUCUCUCCAAAUCUCCCCAAACUCAUCAGUUCGAUGAACGUACAGCCACCAAAGGAAAAUGAAAUAGUCCUGCUGAGUGGAUUAGCAUCAGGAAACCUUCAAGCUGAUUAUGAAGUUCCCCAGUGUCCUUGGCUGGCAGAUGUCUGCUUGGUUCAGUGUGCGAAGGGGGACAGGAAGAACAGCGCAAGCUGCAUCAUUUUCGAAAUAAACAAGUUUCUGAUAGGACUUGAGCUCGUUCAGGAGAGACAGCUGCAGACAGAAGCUCACGUCUUAAAGCCCGAGGAUGACACAAACUGCUCUGUGUCCUCAAUAGAAGAAGAUUUCCUCACAGCAUCCGAGCACCUUGAGGAUGAAAAUGAGGCUGAUGAAUAUAAAACUGGUCAUGAAAAAUUAAGUGUUUCAGAAGCACCUUCAGAUGUCAAGAAAAGUAAAGGAAAGGGAUUUGAAAGUCUCUACUACAGAAAAGCCAGGCUGCCAUUCAUUCCCGAAGGGAGCUGCGUUACUAAAGAUAAUGCAGCUCCCAGAGUCUCUGAAACUCUGAGUGUUGUGGCUGAAGAUGGCAUCUUAGAACCUGAAGAUAAGUCAGACCAGAAAACACUGCCGCAGAAGGAAAUAGCUAGAAGAGCUACAUUGUCCUUUAGUACUGCUGAUUUGACUACCGAGGUUGGAAAUUCCUGCUCGGUGCAUGUGUUAGAAGACACAUCUUUAACCAAAAUGGCUAAAGAGGAGCUGGGGCCUCUCUGUGACCCAGCAGCGAAACACAGUGGCAAGACAGACAGGGAGGAUUGUGCAGGUAUCGGGAAAACUGAUCCUCCCUCUCAGAACGAGCCGGCGACCACAGGUCAGUAUGCCACAAAUUUGGCAGAAUCUGUUCUGCAAGACGCAUUCAUUAGGCUGUCACAGUCCCAACCUGCUUUCAGUGAGGAGGCUGCAGUCAGCAUCUCCGUAGGAAGCUCCUCUAAGUCAGAAGACGCGUCUGCAGCCCGUUCGUGGAAUGAGCUUCCGAAGAUCGUCAUAGUGCAAAGUCCAGACAGCUCUGAGAACGUGUCUGACUGGCCAGGAUCUGCCUUCCCCAACCUGUGCCACUGGACGGAGUCAGAAAGUUCUGCUGAAGUUUCAGAUUGCCUUGAGGAAGAAAAUUCCAAUGGACAUGGCCAGAGCGCUCUGAAGACGCGUCUGCAGCCCCGCUCUGGGGCUUGCCCAGCCACUGUUAUUGGAACCAUUUCCAGUCCCCAGGCCACAGAAAAAUUCCGACGGGAUCAAGAAGCCACAGACUCUAGAAGUGGAGCAGCUGGUAACGGCGAGGUACACACAGCACCUUCACAGCUACGCGAUGACUGCGCUGGCACGGAAUACUCAUUUCCAUCUGCACUGUGUGGCAUGACUCAAGUAGCAAGUGCUGUAGCCGUCUGUGGCCUGGGGGAAAUGAAGGAGGAGAGGUACCCUGCAACUUCCAGUGGGCUUCUGUCUGCUGCUCAGACUUCUGCUGCCAUUACUCUGCACUGCAGCAUCGCCGCAGGAAGCAGCAUGGAGAAGCUAAAUGACAGCAUUGCAGAGGCACUUCUCAAAGAGGCAUCAGUAAUUCUGACAAAACCCAACACGUACAAAAAUGUAGGACAUUUUAUGGAAUCCAUAAAUGGAAAAAUUAUUGAAACAGCAGCAAGGCCACGGAUUCCACACACCGAUGAAGUAAUCAGGGAUGAACUUGUGCAAAACGUAUCAAAUAUUAUUCUACGACAUUCUAUUGAAGAGGUUAGGAAGAAGAGACAGCUGCAUCCCAGUUCAGAAGACAGCCUAAAUGCACCAGACGUUUUCAUGGAGACUGCAAACGAGUUGCUUUUUAAUAUAAUGUAUUUCACUUGCAAGAAGAUGAAUAGCAUAAGACAGGUUGAAGAGUGUUCUCCUGUCUUUUCUGAGGUCACAAAAGCAGAGAAACCAACACGAGCAGAAGCAUGGUCAACACAGGCAACAGCACAUGAAACUUCACACAGCGCCCUUGAUCACUCUGCUGUGAAGCCAUUUGGUACACCCUACAGCACUAGUGCUAGCAAAGAUCUUGGAAGUGCCACGAGCACCGGGAAAAGUACUAUGAAAGCUGCAAAUAGCAAGGAGAGUGCCACACUGAAUUCAGAACCAACAGGCAGAGCUACAGGGCAUAAUAACGCACUUGUCGCAAAAACAUCUCCCAAGAAAAGAUACCUGAAAAGAACCGCACGAGACUGUUACAAAUCCCCAAACCAUAGUAACAGUCAACAGAAGAAGAAAGACUCCAGAUCAUUUUCAGACAGAGAAAACGCCUUUGCAAACGAUGACUGCAGGCACGGUGUGCAAGAACAGCUGUCUUCCAGCACCACCGUGAACGUGGAGAACCAGGCCAAGCACAAGUGCGACCCUGUGCUAAACAACGAUGUUCAGGUUAGCUUGUCUUUGGUAGGAAACCACGUCUUGCUUCCUUCUCAGCCUGUGCUACAGGUGAAACACUCAAGGGAGAAAUACUGCAUAAUGGAUUUUGCAGAAGAAUUGGCAGAAACAGUUGUCUCUAUGGCAACCGAAAUAGCUGCCAUUUGUCUUGAAAAUUCAAAUGGAAAGCAACCCUGGUUCUGUGCGUGGAAGAGAGGCAAUGACUAUCUGGUGACCCAGAGUUUAUCCUGCAGAAGCAUGAAAAGGAAGAAGGAAAACCAUGCUAACGGAUCAGUUGUUCGGAAGCACAGGGCACCCCGACUUAGUGAGAUCAAAAGGAAAACAGAUGAGCAUCCCGAGCUAAAGGAAAAAUUGAUGAAUCGGGUAGUGGAUGAAUCUAUAAACCUUGAGGACACACCAGAUUCAGUCAGUAUCUUUGCAAAUGAAGUGGCUGCCAAGAUAAUGAACUUGACCGAACUCUCCAUGGUUGACAGCAUCUGGCAAGGUCCAAACCACCCCAGGAACAGGCUUCACUGUGAAAGAUGGAGCCGAGCCAAGGCCUCGAGCUGUGAGAGCAUACCGGAGGAAGACUCGGAUUCCAAAGCCUCUUUCAAUACCCUCGGCCUGACGAACACCUUGGGUCAGCCUGUGAGCCGGACAAGUUCUGUCUCAAAGCAGUCGAGCUGUGAAAGCAUUACAGAUGAAUUUUCAAGAUUUAUGGUGAACCAGAUGGAAAAUGAAGGAAGAGGUUUUGAUUUAUUACUGGAUUACUAUGCAGGAAAAAAUGCAAACAACAUCUUAACUUCUGCUUUGCAACAGGUAGCAAAGAAAAAUGGGCAUCUUAAUGUAAGACCAAGUUGCCCAUCCAAACAGUCCAGCACAGAAAGCAUAACAGAAGAAUUUUAUAGGUAUAUGCUAAGAGAAAUUGAAAAGGAAAAUAAAGAUAACACCUCUUCCCCUCGGAAUUCAAAGGACUGGUGUGACAGUUUGCUGCCGCCCUCCCUGCGAUCACCCUUUUGCUUCAGGCAGUCAUCAGUGCCUGACAGCCGAUCAUCAGGCUCUAGGCUAACUGUGAAUGUCCCAGUUAAGGCAAAUUCAUUAGAUGGAUUUGCCCACCAUCACCAGGAUUCCUUAAGCAUACAGCCUGUCAGUACCAUGGCGUCUUCAGGCCUUUGCAAGUCUGACUCGUGCCUGUACCAGAGAUGCAGGACUGACCAGAUAACAGAUAUGUUGAUUCACGAGACGUGGGCAAGUUCUAUUGAAUCCCUGAUGCGCAAGAACAAAAUCAUAGGAGAUGAGGCCGAGGCUGCGGAGACAGAGCAGCUGCACAGCGACUCCCCACCACACGUGGAACAAUAUGCAAACAGACUGGCUGCAAAUAUUGUUGAAAGUGGUAAAAAUCUAAUUGUCGUCCAGCAGGAUUCCUUUGAUUAUACAAGCCGAGAACACGCGCUGGAAAGCAAACCCCCACAAAGUGCAACUGGGAGUCCAUCAAAAAUCAACAGGGAUGGAGCAAACGUGGAUGAGAAAAAAGAGCCUCUGAGGAGCCCUGUAUGCCUCCCUGCAGGUCAGCACAGGGAAGUGCCUUUAAUUCAGAUAGAAACCGAUCAACGAGAUCUGCCAGAUAAAGAUGCAGAGUCCUUCACUUCACAUGCCCCCUCUGUAAAGGAGCAUCAAAGCAAAGACAAGCCUCUGGAAGGUUUUGGUGGGAAACACACAGUUUCCAAUUCCCUACUACAUGGCUUGCUUGACUUGAACAAGCAGUAUUGCCCAGGGACCAGUGGCACCAGUUUGCUUGCCUGUACUACAGUAUCAAUGUGCCUUCCUUCUCACCCUGCCAACAGCAGCCCUCAGAGCAGAGUGGAUGCCGAGAUCACAGGAGAGACAAAACCAUCUGAAGAAUUCCCAAACCACCUCAGCAGCAGUGAGGAAAGCUCUGGCAGCUGGUCCCAGCUAGCUAAUGAUGAGGACAACCCCGACGACACAAGCAGCUACCUACAGCUCAGCGAGCGAUCCCUGAGUGAAUUAGUAGAAGAAAAGGUUUUCCUUAAAGAACAGACAGAAAAUACGGAGGAAAGUACUUCUGCGCUUUCAGUGGGAACAGCUAAUUGUCAGAAGGACCUGCUGGUGAUAAACUUUGAUCUGGAACCAGAGUGCCCAGAUGUGGAGCUACGAGCCACCCUGCAGUGGAUAGCUGCUUCUGAGCUGGGCAUUCCAACCAUCUAUUUUAAGAAAUCUCAGGAAAACAGAAUUGAAAAGUUUCUAGAUGUUGUGCAGUUAGUCCAGCGGAAGUCCUGGAAGGUGGGGGACAUCUUCCACGCCGUGGUGCAGUACUGCAAGCUGAGCGAGGAGGGCCGAGAGGCCACCCCCAGCCUGUUUGACUGGCUUCUCGAGCUGGGUUAA
This is a messenger RNA of Merops nubicus (carmine bee-eater), 5070 nucleotides long. RefSeq names its product SPHK1 interactor, AKAP domain containing (gene SPHKAP). Gene Ontology annotation, molecular function: protein kinase A binding. Gene Ontology annotation, cellular component: cytoplasm. Lineage: Eukaryota; Metazoa; Chordata; Aves; Coraciiformes; Meropidae. The transcript is spliced from 11 exons. The record is from RefSeq and is a predicted model, not a curated record. Bases 1 to 5070 code for a protein of 1689 amino acids.